AUGUCUCUGCUACUGGUGAUGUUGGUCUUGUUCUUGUUCUUCUUCCCCAUGGACGCAGUCUCUCAAGGCUCAGACUUAACCGGUGGACAGUUUAGCUUCAACGGCUACUUAUACACUGAUGGAGUUGCAGAUCAACCGGACGGUUUGCUUAAACUCAUAACUUCAAAGACACAAGGAGGAGCUGGUCAAGUUUUUAACCAAUUCCCACUGCGAUUCAAGGACUCUGUAAACGGUAACGUCUACUCCUUCUCCACCACCUUCAUUUUCGCUAUAGUCUAUGGAACUAGCUACGGCGAUGGACUUUCCUUUGCCCUUUCUCCUACGAAAGGUUUGUCCAACGUUUAUUCCAUGAGAGAUCCCAAUAAUCAUAUAGUAGCUGUUGACCUUGCUACCUUCCAAAGCUCUCAGUUCGAUGACAUUGAUAUCCAUGUUGGUGUAGACAUAAACAACUUACAGUCAGAAAUGGCUGCUUCAGCAGGUUACUUUAAAGAUGACAGUAAGCCAUGGAGCCAGAGUCUGAACGGGGUUUUGACCAUCAUUUUGACUAUAUCAGGCGUCACCAUACUCAUCUUCUUGAGUCUUGGAUUAUAGCUUUUCCUGAAUAGGAAGAAGCUACUGGAAGUUCUCGAGGACUGGGAGGUGCAGUUUGGUCCUCAUAGGUUUGCUUACAAAGAUCUACACAUUACCACAAAGGGUUUCAGUAAUACCGAGCUUCUCGGUAGAGGAGGGUUUGGGAAAGUCUACAAGGGUACAUUACCAGUGUCCAACAUAGAGAUCGCGGUGAAGAGGGUUUCUCAUGAUUCAAGACAGGGCAUGAGAGAGUUUAUUGCUGAGAUCGCUACCAUUGGGCGUCUCAGACACCUUAACUUAGUUCGGCUCCAAGGCUACUGCAGACACAAAGGUGAACUCUACUUGGUGUAUGAUUGUAUGCCGAAAGGAAGCCUUGAUAAGUUCCUCUACCACCAGAAAAAUGAAAAUCUUGAUUGGUCACAAAGAUUCAAGAUCAUCAAAGAUGUAGCUUCUGGACUCUGCUAUCUGCACCAACAAUGGGUGCAGGUGAUUAUCCACAGGGACAUUAAACCAGCCAACAUCCUGCUUGACGAAACUAUGAACGCAAAACUUGGUGACUUUGGCCUCGCGAAGCUCUGUGAUCAUGGGAUUGAUCCUCAGACCUCUCAUGUGUCAGGUACUCUUGGAUAUAUCUCACCUGAGCUUUCAAGAACAGGAAAGGCAAGUACAAGAUCAGAUGUAUUCGCACUUGGAGUGGUUAUGCUAGAGAUUACUUGCGGUCGCAAACCCAUAUUGUCACGAGCAUCGCAAAGUGAGAUGGUACUGACUGAUUGGGUACUAGAGUGCUGGGAGAAUGGAAAUUUAAUGCAGGUUCUUGAUAAUAAGAUAAGGCAUGAGUAUAUUGAGGAGCAAGUGGAACUUGUUCUGAAACUCGGGUUACUCUGUUCGCAUCCGGUAGCAGCCAUGAGGCCAAGCAUGUCCAGCGUCAUUCAGUUCAUGGACAAUGUUUCUCAGCUUCCUCAUAACUUACUUGAAAUUAUGAAGGCUCGAGAAAUUAGUGGAAGCACUGAUGCCUCAGGUGAAGCAGCUGAUUCUCCUGAGUCCAGUUCCAUCGCUCCCUUGACCUUUACUGAAUCCUUUGUCUCUCAUGGACGCUAA
Molecule: messenger RNA, 1668 nt
Organism: Eutrema salsugineum
Lineage: Eukaryota; Viridiplantae; Streptophyta; Magnoliopsida; Brassicales; Brassicaceae
Product: putative L-type lectin-domain containing receptor kinase V.1
Biological process (GO): protein phosphorylation
Cellular component (GO): plasma membrane
Molecular function (GO): protein kinase activity; ATP binding; carbohydrate binding
Source: RefSeq, a predicted model, not a curated record